This is a messenger RNA of Rhizophagus irregularis DAOM 181602=DAOM 197198, 644 nucleotides long. RefSeq lists its product as uncharacterized. The record is from RefSeq and is a predicted model, not a curated record. NCBI's taxonomy places the organism in Eukaryota, Fungi, Glomeromycota, Glomeromycetes, Glomerales, Glomeraceae.
UUUAGCAGAUUAGAUUUUCUCUUGUUCUGCCUCUUACAGUAUGAACCAUUUCGUUCUUCGUCUUUUACAGUUUCGAAAUUGUCUUGGAACUCGCAAAAUUUAUCAUCAUAAUAAUUUUCAACCAUAUUUUCUCACUUUAACAAUGAAUUAUUUCUUUUCUUCAAACACUAAGUCUGUUCCUUCAAAUAUUUGUUACCAUAUCGAAGGAUUUAUCAAUUGUUCAUAUUUUAGUGCUGCAGUAGAAUUAGGUUAUAAGUUGAAAGAUCCUUCUUUUAACAAAAAUGCUGAUACACGUAUUCAAGUUAGCGUCGACGCGCAUAAAAAGGAAACCUGGAGCGACAAAAUAAAGGACCUUCAUUCGCUAAUUCCUAAAUCAAAAAAUCACACAUCAUCUCCCUUAAUUUAUGAAGGAUGUAGCCCGGGUAAGUAUGAAUUUAUUGGAGGAUAUUCGGAAUUUGUGAAAUUAGUAAGAGCAAGGCACAAGUUAAAUAUGCAAAAUGAUAUUAAAGAAGGUGGUAGAGAAUGUGUGGGUGAUGUUUGUAAAAUAUAGUUGAUUAAAAUAAUUACACUAAAAAGCUAAAAAAUGGUUCAAAUUACAAAAAAUGCAUGUAGUUUAUUCAAAAUAAAUCCAAAUUUUUAUUUAA